Molecule: messenger RNA, 1585 nt
Organism: Penicilliopsis zonata CBS 506.65
Lineage: Eukaryota; Fungi; Ascomycota; Eurotiomycetes; Eurotiales; Aspergillaceae
Exons: 3
Coding region: 179-1585 (468 amino acids)
Cellular component (GO): endoplasmic reticulum
Molecular function (GO): mannosyltransferase activity
Source: RefSeq, a predicted model, not a curated record
GGACACUGGACAGUGGACACUGACAGCUGGCCCCUCUGUUGAUCUACAGAGGAUAAAUUUAUCGACGCUUGCCUGUUGGCUGUGAUAAUUGGAUGCCAAAGCUUCAAUGGCUGGCUGAUUGUGUUAUUUCUUGACUGCUGUUGAUGGACAGCCCCCCCCUCGCUGCUGCCGCUUCGCCAUGAUGAUCGACUCUAUCAUUAGCAUCGCUUUUUACAUCUCGACUGUGCUGACAGUCCUGAUCUGGCUGCUUCCAUCACAAUAUGGACAGGCUGACGCUUCAGCACAACAGGCGCCGAAGUGUAAGGUCCAGAUUCUUGUCCUAGGGGACAUUGGUCGCAGCCCACGCAUGCAGUAUCACGCACUCAGUAUAGCAAGGAAAGGCGGUCAGGUUGAUAUCAUUGGAUACAAUGAAUCGGAGCCUCAUCCUGACGUUUCUUCCCACCCGAAUAUUUCGAUCGUCCCGCUUCCUCCUCACCCGGCCGUUCUGCAGACAAGCAAUCGAAUCCUUUUUUUACUAUACGGGCCACUAAAGGUGCUCUUUCAGAUCGGUUGCUUGUGGGUUUGUCUUGCAUACCGGACAAAGCCAGCCAAAUGGCUACUUGUACAGAAUCCACCCUCAAUUCCUUCGUUGGCCGUUGCGUCGAUAGUAUGCUUCUGCAGAAAAACGCAUCUUGUCAUUGAUUGGCAUAAUUUCGGAUACUCCAUCCUCGCUCUGAAACUCGGUCCCAGACACCCCCUCGUCAGAUGGUCCAAAUGGUACGAGAAGACCUUUUGUCGCUAUGCAACAGCCCAUCUCUGCGUCACGAGAGCCAUGGCUCGUGUUCUCAAAGAAGACUUUGCGCUCCAGGCGCCCAUUCUACCUCUCCACGACCGCCCCGCCGACCUGUUCCAACCGAUCCCCGACGAGAAGGAUAGAACCCGCUUCCUUACCUCUCUACCUGAAACAGAGCCUAUCCGCGCGGCUUUGGAAGGCUCUGGGAACGCCCGUGUGCUAGUGAGCUCAACAUCCUGGACCCCGGAUGAAGAUUUCUCGAUCCUCCUCGAUGCACUCUGCCAGUACUCGGAGAUCGCAACCAGCAUGGCCCAGAAACCAGAAGACAGCCUUCCGCACAUCAUGGCCAUCAUUACUGGUAAAGGACCCCAGCGCGAGCAGUACCUGAAGAGAAUUGCCGAGCUGGAAAAUGCUGGCAAGCUGGAGCACGCUACUGUUCGCACCACCUGGCUCAGCAUGCAGGAUUACGCACGUCUGCUGGCCUCCGCAUCGCUAGGUGUCAGUCUGCACACGAGCAGCAGCGGCGUCGACCUGCCCAUGAAAGUCGUCGACAUGUUCGGCGCCGGCUUGCCCGUUGUCGGCUGUCAGUUCGAGGCUUGGCCGGAACUCGUUCAUGAGGGUGUCAACGGGAGGGGGUUUGAAACCGCCACCGAACUUGCGGAUCAUCUCGUCGAUCUCUUCGGUCAUCCGGAUCGUCUCGACACUCUUCGUGACGGCGCUUGCAUAGAGUCGACCCGUCGAUGGGAUAGUGAAUGGGACCCAGUAGCGGGGAAGCUAUUUGGUUUGGUGGAUUCAGAGGUAAAGAUAGACUGA